AUGUCUGGACAAUCACAUCACCACACAACCACAACAACCACAACAACCACAACUACCAACACCACCAUGGACUCUCAAACAACUUCUCAAACAACACUAAAACCCGAAGAGGCUCAAAGUUUUGAAGAAUUAAUUUCAUUUUGUGAACAUGAAAAAUCAGAAAUUCAAAUCACUGCACUCUCUCAUCUACUCUCCAUCUUUAAAAAUCAUUUACAAUAUAUCAAGUAUUUGAAAUAUCAUUCUCGAUUAAUGGAAAAGUGUAUGAAAAUACUAGUGACAUUGAUUGAGAACAGUAUGUUACCAACGAGUCGACCAUCGAGAGAGAUUCAAACAUGUAAAUUAGCUUUAUCAUGUCUCAUUAUUCUAUCUCAAGAUGAAAGUACUCUCUUAUUGAAUGAAAUGGUCAAGAAUAAUAUUAUUGAAAUUUUAACAAGACCAUUGGAUCAUUUUAAAUCCACCAAUGAUGUUCCAUGUACAUCAUCCAAUACAACACAAAAUACAAGUACCAUCAUGGAAUAUGUGUUAUUAUUACUCAGUAAUUUGACAUCAUGUUCAGAACAAGCAAGAUUGAAAUUUCUUCAAAUGGAUGGAAAUUUGAAAUCUAUAAGACUUGAUCAAUUGAAAAUUAAUAAGAAGGAUGAUAGGAAUGAUGAUGAUGAGAAGGAUGAUAGGAAUGAUGAUGAGAAGGAUGAUUCUGACUCUGAUUCAACUUCUGACUCUGAUUCAACCAGUAGUAGUAGUAGCAGUGAUGAAGAUGAUAACACUCCUCGAGAUGAAAUUAUUAGAAAAUUAUUGAAUUAUUUCAUGAAUCAUAGACAACAAACACUCUCCAAUCAAUAUUCGAUAUCUCUUCAAUACUCUUAUUUAAUACCAACCAUAUUAGCUAAUUUAGCUGUCAAUGAUCAUGCCAAACAUGCAAUGACAACCAUAGUAUCAUCAUCAUGUUCACAUUUACAUACUCUUUUAUUUCAUAAUAGAAAUAUUAACUUAUUCCAAAGUCAUGUGGAUAUUCAUGAAGAUCAAUGUAUGAGAAGAAGAGCCAUACUCUCUCUAUUGAAGAAUUGUUUAUUUGAUAAAAAGAAUAUUCGAUCCAUUCUAUUGUAUCAAACGACUCGUCAAGUUGAAAAUUCUAAUAAGAAUUCUACUAUUACUCGUGAGAAUUCAUCUACAAGUAAUCAUUCGAUUCAUGAGAAUUCAUCUACAAGUAAUCAUUCGAUUCAUGAGAAUUCAUCUACAAGUAAUCAUCAUGAAAAGAAUAUCAUGAUGGAUGAAAACUCUUCAACCAUUCAAGUCAUGGAUUUAAUUCUCUAUCAAUUAACACCCAAUCUAUUUCCUUCAUAUAUUCAAAAAGUUGCUGCUGAAUGUUUGAUAUUAAUCACACAGACACCAUUUGGAUUAGAAUAUUUAUCAAGUAAGAAGAAGGAUUAUUUACAAAAGAUUAAGGAAUUGAAAAAGGGUUCGAAUCGUUUGGAUACAACAACAACUAGUAGUAGUAGUAGUAGUAGUAGUGGUAGUAGUAGUAGUAGUGGUAAUAGUAGUAGUAGUCAUUAUCAACUUUUAGAUCAAGUCAUUCAAAGUGUUGAAAAUAGAAACAUGAUUCGACCAGGAUCAUUGGUGAGAGUGGAUGAGAAUGGUCAAAUGGUGAACAUGUCAGCCACUCUAUCUGAAACAAACAUGGAGAAUAAUUCAACAACAACACCUUCUUCUUCUUCCCUCUCCGAAGCAGCAGCUCAUGAAAAAACCAAUGAAUUCUCCUCUCAAGAAACCUCAUCAGAAACACAAUUCAAUGAUUUAGAUUAA
Molecule: messenger RNA, 1800 nt
Organism: Naegleria lovaniensis
Lineage: Eukaryota; Heterolobosea; Eutetramitea; Acrasida; Naegleriidae
Exons: 1
Coding region: 1-1800 (599 amino acids)
Source: RefSeq, a predicted model, not a curated record